Podospora bellae-mahoneyi is the source of this 1567-nucleotide messenger RNA. RefSeq lists its product as uncharacterized. The transcript is spliced from 3 exons. Bases 263 to 514 code for a protein of 83 amino acids. The record is from RefSeq and is a predicted model, not a curated record. NCBI's taxonomy places the organism in Eukaryota, Fungi, Ascomycota, Sordariomycetes, Sordariales, Podosporaceae.
GACAAUGGCGCUGUCUCAGAAAAUGAUGUAAUGCACCACCCAAAUUGAUCGCUACAGCUCCCAAGCUAACGGGAGAUCGGACUGAUGCACAGCUUUGUCAGAGACAUGUGCAUCAAAGAUCAAAGCUCACUAUUUAUCACGUAAAAAUCCCACUCCUCCUGCGUGUCGGUCCACGGGAUCUAGCAAUCACCAUAUCUCACAGCUUCCUUCAAUUUGUCUUCAACCAACAACAUCGGAACCAAUAAUCAUCUCUACACAAAUCAUGCCAAGCAGCAAAGGAAAACCCACAGACCCACAGCUUCGAGAGGAACUCAAGGAGGAAAUCAAGCAAGAACCCAAUAAAUCCGGCGAUGGAAAGGGACAGUGGGCAGCAUGGAAAGGGAUGAAACUUGCUAAAGAGUACGAAAAGGCAGGCGGUGGGUAUGAAAAUGAGCCUGGCUCCAAAAAUGAGCCCAAGUCUGGGACGCCAGUUGCGAAAAGUGAGAAGAAGAAGAAGGAAGAGAUGGAAGAGUAAUGUGCGUCUGGAGAGAUAUUUAUUUUUCCUGCUGGCAAGGCCGGUGGUGAUUGACGCAAUCGGGGUCAUCAGUUGUUGAGAGAUAGGCGUUUACGCCAUCUGCUCGUGUUCUUUGAGCACACUCGGACGACCAUGUUUCAGUUACGGCUUCAUUCAGCCACACAAAAGGUUACCAUAACCAUGUGAACCAUUCAUGCUCAAAAAUGCUCCUGCCUUGUUACACUGUCCAACCCGAUGCGGCGACAGUGGCAGUUGAACCCUCUCGGGCCCAAAUCUGACAGGGCUGCACACUUUGUCUUUGACAGCUGUUUUCAAGCCACCAUCAAAGUAUAUAAUCAACAAUUUCCUUCCACCAUCAAUAUCUCUUCUCGAAGAAAACAGGACCGGCUCUCUACAUGAAACAAUUAGUCACGACACAGACAGUGAUGUCCUCUGAGUCUGCUGCCACCUAAACCCAUCAGUUCCUUCUAGUAUCUAGUGGUGACCGCUUUGAUCUAGGAUUUACGGCUCCAUGGACCUUCUCUCACGCACAACGGCAUUGUGGGUGCGACCACCGCACUCGAUGACGCAAUAAGACAAUGAUGAAAACAUAGCAGCUGAAGGAGGGCUUUUAAACCCCCGUUGCGUCUGAGUCUAUCUGCCGACCGUCACGACUUUGGAGGAGGGCUUUUAACCCCCUAAAUCUGAAAGCUGGCUCUCAGUCUGAAGAAGAAGAAGAGAAGAGUGAUAAAUGGAGAGAUGGCCUGGAUUUAUACACAAGAUUUCUGGGGCCAUGAGUGGGAGACGAGUUCGGUCCCAAUCCUGUCUGAUGAACCGUGUCCGAGGGUGGAUGGGAAUGGGAAGGGACGAGGUGGCAAGUGGCCUCAUUGUGAACGUUGCUUCAAAUUGAAUGGGACAAUGUUGUCCGUCAGUUGGAGUCUAUGAAAGGAGCCCAUAUUGUCAAGUGGUAUCGGGGUAUGAACGAUCAUCAGAGUCUACAAGGCCAGAGAUUGGCUGGAUGGAUCGGCAUGUGUUAAUGUUUAUGCAUCUGUUUGGAGCUUCAAUUGAAGUCUG